This is a messenger RNA of Ipomoea nil (Japanese morning glory), 1187 nucleotides long. RefSeq names its product DNA polymerase epsilon subunit 3. Gene Ontology annotation, molecular function: protein heterodimerization activity; chromatin DNA binding. NCBI's taxonomy places the organism in Eukaryota, Viridiplantae, Streptophyta, Magnoliopsida, Solanales, Convolvulaceae. The record is from RefSeq and is a predicted model, not a curated record. Gene Ontology annotation, cellular component: epsilon DNA polymerase complex; CHRAC. Gene Ontology annotation, biological process: heterochromatin formation; DNA damage response; leading strand elongation. The transcript is spliced from 3 exons. The coding region runs from base 89 to 853 and encodes 254 amino acids.
ACAUUGCUCUUGUGGCGGGAAAAGAAACCUAGGUUUAUACAUACUGCUUCCUGUGCUUGUUUAGGGAGAGAGGGAAGAGGCAAUAGCGAUGGCGGAUGACAAAGAGAAAGGAGCAGCAAUGCCGGAAGUGGAAGUAGAAGACCUGCCGAAGACUAUCGUUCGCCGGCUAGUGAAGGAUAAGCUCUCCCAGCUCUCUAAGGACGGUGAGAUGUCACUUCUCCGCGAGGCUCAUCAAGCCUUCUCCGAGAGCGCACGUAUCUUCAUCCAUUACCUCUCUGCUGCUGCAAAUGAUGUAUGCAUGGAGUCUAAGAGGCAAACGAUGAAUGCAGAAGAUGUUUUCAAGGCUCUUGAUGAAAUAGAGUUUAGUGAAUUUAUUGAUCCUCUCAGAGCUUCUCUUGAAGAGUUUAGGCAAAAACAUUCUAAAAGGAAAGCAGCAGCAUCAAAGUCAGUGGAAUCUAACAAAAAGGCUAAGAAUGAAGAGAAACCUGCUGAGAAUGGAAUGAGUAAAAAGAAACAGGAAUCUACAGACAACAAAAAGGGUAAGAACACCAAACCUGCAGUGAAAGAAAAUGGUGCAAGUAAGGCACAACCGGUCGGAAGUGAAGAGAAAGAUGGAGAAGAAACCAAUGAAAGUGAAGAGGAUGAUGUACAAGAAGGCAAUGAAAGUGGAGCGGAAGAUGGACAAGAAGGCAAUGGAAGUGAAUCGGAAGACGAACAAGAAGGCAAUGGAAGAGAAGCAGAAAACGGACAAGAAGAAAAUGGAAGUGAAGCAGAAGAUGGACAAGAAGGAAAUGGCAGUGAAGAGGAAGACGGACAAGAAGACGAUGAAAGUGGGGACACUGCUGAUGAUUGAAGAGGCAUUUCAUUCCUAUAUUGGGGAAAAUGGCAUAAUUUGAAUAUACUUUUUAUCAUAUUAUUAUUCCCCACCAUGUUCACAUGUUGUGAAGCUGGUAAAUUAACAGCAGACACUCUGAACUCUAUAAGCCUUCUCCUCUGGUUGCAUGGUGAAGUAGUAGUCUAGUAUUGAAGGGGCUGAGUAAAUGAAAUAGUUGUAAAUUUUUUUCAAGAUUCCCUAUGUGAACUUUCCUUUUCCCUGUAAUUUGGUGCCAAUUUUUGAGGUGUUAUGCAGGUUUUCUUACUGCAUUUCAUAUUCAUGUGAAUGGUGAUAUUUUGUUCAAUUAUUAAUA